Molecule: messenger RNA, 3498 nt
Organism: Pseudophryne corroboree (corroboree frog)
Lineage: Eukaryota; Metazoa; Chordata; Amphibia; Anura; Myobatrachidae
Gene: FRMD8
Product: FERM domain containing 8
Exons: 11
Coding region: 601-1953 (450 amino acids)
Biological process (GO): negative regulation of canonical Wnt signaling pathway
Cellular component (GO): cytoskeleton; plasma membrane
Source: RefSeq, a predicted model, not a curated record
GCACUUUGCAAACAGUCAGUGGGAACAAAGUAGUGGCGAGUGGGGGACAGGUACCUCAGACCUCCCCCGCAGAUGGGACAGGGGGCGCUGUGAUGGCCAGAGCUGCAUACACUGUCUGGGAGGAUCAGGGGCUGAUGGUGAUUGCGCUGCUCAUAUACAUGCGUCGCCUAGCUGCGCAUCUGCGUGCUGUACUGUAGGUAUAAAUGCGCUCCGUAUUACAGCAUCACGACACAGACCGGAUGACGCGCACACACAGACCUUUCCUCACCACACUUUUAUUACUGUGUACUCAGGGGUUGCAUGUAACAUUGCCGGCUGUCGGAAUCUCUGCGUCCAGGAUACCGAUGCAGAAAUCCCGACAGGCGGAAUCCAUCCGCUAUAUGGCUAUCAGCUUAGAUUUUGCAGUAGAGUAAGUGCCCCUCUGCCCGCACACAUCACGCAGGACGCCCCGGUCACUUAGCAGAGGUAAUUCCCUCCUCGCAGUCAGUCUCUGGGACCUGGAUAUGUUCCAGUUUCCACGCAUUCCAGCCGGCAGCUCAAGCGGGAAGGCAGCAGCUGGGACCUGCGCCCGUGGAGCUGCUCAGAGACGUCACCACUGAGAUGGAUGGAAGCGGAGCAUCGCCACCAUCGGUGUUGAAUGAAUAUUUAUUGCGAGGCAGUGUGUCUUCUUCAGGAGCACGGUCCAUGGAUGUGAUUGUUUACUUAAUGAAUGAAGAGGCAAUUCCACUUACAGUGGAUGGCCUAUCCGUUAUAACAGCUCAUGAGUUGCACCGAAUCAUCCGUGACUCUCUGCAUCUCCCUGAUAUUGCACAGGAAGUGUUUGCCUUGUGGCUUAUCUCUCCAUUCCUGGAGGUACAACUUAAACCAAAACAUCAGCCUUACAAAGUUUGCAGACAGUGGCAUGAUCUCUUGUCUCGUUUCACAAACUGUUCAACAGAGGACAUUCAGCAAGAUGAACCCUCCCUUCAGUUUCGCAGAAAUAUUUUCUUUCCUAAGUCCCGAGAACUUCAGAUUUGUAAUGAGGAAAUAUUACGGCUGCUGUAUGACGAGGCAAAGUACAAUGUCCUGGAAGGAAGGUACCCAUGUGAUGUAGAGGAUUGUGAAUUUUUGGGUGGUCUAGCUUGCCGGCUAGAACUGGGACCAUAUAAUCAAGAAAAACAUACACCUUCUACAUUAAGGCCCAAGUUGGAGUACUUUCUUCCAUCACAUAUAUGUAAAAAGAGGAAUGGGCUGCUGACUGCGUUUAAGAAUAGAGGGAAUCGGCAAGCAAGUUUUGAGCAGACUCUGCUAAAUACAUAUAAAACAGUUACAGAAAACAUUUCAUGUGGAGAGGGAGAGGCAACAAAUUAUAAGGAGUAUCUGAAGAAAUGCCAUGAACUCCCUUAUUAUGGAUGUGCCUUUUUCAUGGGGGAAAUUGAAAAACCUAGCCAAGGAAUCCUGAACAGGAAUGGACGCAAGACAGUAUCUGUGGCCAUUAACAUGGAAGGUGUAUCUGUUAUAGAUCGAAAGGAAAAGCAUAUUUUGAUAAGUUUGAAGUUUUCAGAGCUGUCCUGGGAUCACACAUAUCCAGCUGAAGAAGAGCACAUACUAUGGCUUGAAUUUGAUGGUGACAAUGAAGGAACACAAGUUAACAAAUUGCUUAAAAUAUAUUCCAAGCAGGCUGAGCUGAUGAGUGGACUGAUUGAGUAUUGUAUAGAGCUUGGUCAAGGUACAGAGUUAAUGUCUGCAGACUCUGCUCCCAGGAAUCCUCAAGUUUCUGAGAAAGGCAACAAACUACGUAGACAAGACAGUGUCCUGUGUAACCGCAUGAAACACCUCACUACUAUAGAUUAUGUUGAUGAUGGCACUGAAAUCAAGCGUGUGAAGCCCAAAAGAGCAGCAUCCUUUUUCUCUCGACAGUCCACUCACGGCUAUGCAUCUGUGCAGCCUGCUGAUAUCUCUGGGCAGAGCUGACCCUCUCAGUGAUACAUCACAAAGGCCAAAGUGACUUAUAAAACACUAAAUCCUUAAUUUUCAUUGUAUGGACCAAGCCAAAACUGUAAGAACCCUAAUUGUUGUGCCUUAUAAUAAUGGUGCUGUGCCUGCAGGGGGAUGGCCCAUCCAAGUUGCCAGAAUAUAUAGUAUGUUUCCAGUUGGAUUUACUAUCUUUUCUAGAGUAUAUUGUGUAUGUUGUCAUCUUUGUUUUGUUUUGUUAUGGGGGGGCGUUUGUUUAUAUUUUCAUUCUGUGCAACAAAAUGUCUCGUCUGUCGCGUAGUUGGAUAAUUGUUUAAUCAGAUAAUAAAUCAGACAAUAAUCUUCUUUCCUAUCAACAGAAUUGUAGAAAAUCAACCAUCAACAACAUAUUAGUAAUUGAAAAUAAUAUCUUCAAAGUUAAUUUUGGUGGUGUUAUGACAGGGGUUUUUUAACUGCUGGAAACCAAUAAUAGCAUUUUUCAUAUCUAUGCAUUCAUCUCAAUAAUUGCCAUUGCUCUUACAAUAUAUCCACUUGCAUUGCACAUGUAGUUUCCUUCCUUUGCUUUAGCCUUUAAUUAUCAUUUGAUCAGAAGGGAAUUAAUCUUUUUGAACCAUUGUGUAUAUAUUAAACAAAACUGAUUUUUGCUCACUUGGUUCUGAAAUGACUGAUGGAAGCAAAGUUAUUCUUUUCAUUUUAUCAGAGAAAUCGUUAGGCCUAUCUUGCAUAUGACAGCAGCAACAGUUCAACUGCUUGGAGCAAUGGAGCCUUUCAGUAAGGAUAUGCAAUGUUGGCCGGAAUUUGGUUAUUACUUGUAUUUACAUAUUGCUAAGUGGAUUGAAAACCAAAGUGUAUUUUAUGUACUUGCACACACACACACACACACACACACACAUUUCAAAAUAAUAUACUUCAUAUAACCUCAGUUAGUAUAUUGCAAUAUAAUACACUUAAGGGGGGUACUGAUGGGAGAGAUGUGUGCUGAGCGAUCUUAAUACAGACCGCUCAGCACACAUCUCUCUUCCUGCUCAGCACAGCGCGAUGUGCUGAGCGAGGAGGACGGAUGGGGGGCAGCUCACUUCACACAGCGGUGAAGUGAGCGACCCGCUAGAUUGAGCCUGCAUGCAGGCUCAAUCUAGCACCGGCGAUAGCGAUGUGCGGGCCGCGCAUCGCUAUCGCUGGGGGGCAUAGACACGGCAGAUCCGUGCUUAAAAUCUAAGCAAUCUAGUCAGAUUGCUUAGAUUUUAAACACGGAUCUCUCCAUGUGUACCCCCCUUAACAGUCAACAUAAAAGUUGUAACAACUUGAUUUUGCUUACAAGUAAAUGUGCAUCUUUUUCUACUGAUGGCGAAAUGACUUCUCGCUGUACUUUUUGACUACUGUGGUAAAGUAUGUUCCUAGCAUUUGUUUAGGUACAAAGUCAAUCAGGGCUGCUCUGGCUGUAAGACUGUAUUAUCGAUUACCUGAUUAGGUAGGUUUAUGUUAAUUUUUUUAUACUGUAAUGUUAUUUGUACUAACAGGAAUUGAAAAUAAAGACUGUGUGUAGCA